Lepus europaeus (European hare) is the source of this 2296-nucleotide messenger RNA. RefSeq names its product coiled-coil domain containing 157 (gene CCDC157). NCBI's taxonomy places the organism in Eukaryota, Metazoa, Chordata, Mammalia, Lagomorpha, Leporidae. The record is from RefSeq and is a predicted model, not a curated record. The transcript is spliced from 11 exons. The coding region runs from base 117 to 2240 and encodes 707 amino acids.
GGAGCCCGGCUCCGGGUGUCUGGGACUCCUGGGAGGCGCAGGUGCGGCGCGGGCCGUUCCAUGAGCCGGUCAGACGCAGAGGCUAGGCCGCGACGCCGGAGACAGGGGCCGUGAGGAUGGCGCACCUGCUGGGCAGCCAGGCCUGCAUGGACAGCCUGCGUAAGGACCUCACCGACCUGCAGGGCGCCAUCGUGGACGUGUUCUCCCGCGCCGGGCCGGUGCGCUUCCCCUCCUGGAAGUUCCCUGACCGUGUGGCCUGUGACCUCGACAUGGUGGCCCUGCUGGAGCACUAUGACCACGUGCCGAGUGACCCUGAGUUUACGCAGCUGUCCCACGCUGUGCUGCUGGAGCUGGUCAUCGACAGGCUUCUGCUGCUGCUUCAGAGCUGCGCGAGUUACCUGGAGAGCCUGGGCUCGGAGCAGGUGGUACCUCCCACGCGGGCUGCAGGGCCCUGCAUGUCCGUGGGGCUCACGGCCCGGCGUUUCUGGAGCAGCCUGCUGAGGCUGGGCGCCCUCUGCCAGCAGACAGCCUCCCAGAAAAGGGCAAAUCAAGGGGAGGCCCCGACUUCCAAGCCCACAGCCAAGGGCGAGCCGGCCCGGAGCCCCGAAUAUAUGACUGCCAAGUUCAGCAAGCCCCCCUCCCCAAGGCCAGGCUUAACCCCCACCUGCCAAGAGCCGGAGACCCUGUCCAGGAGCGCCUCCCUGCGGCGUCCAGCCGGAACCUCCGAGAACACCAAGAGCGUCCACUCCCAGACCAUCGAGACGGCCCUGGUGCCCUGUGACGCGUGCACCAGCGUCCAGGGCAGCCUGCAGGAGGUGGGCAAGGUGGUCAUCAGCCUGUGUCACAGCCAGAACUUGCCCUCGUCCUUAGGCCACUUCCAGCAGCUGGUGCAGGACAGCAUGGGGCUAAGGCCGCUGCCGGCCGCCACCAUGGGCCACUGGGCCGCGGAGCAGAGCAAAGACCUGGCACGCAUCAAUAAGCACGUGGGAGCCCUCACUCAACUUGUCGGCCCGCUCCGGGCCCAGCUGGAGGAGGCCGAGGGGCAGAAGGACAGACUGGGGACGCGAGUGGCCGAGCUGGAGCAGGCGCUGCAGCAGGAGCAAGAGCGGGGGCGGCAGCAGGCGGGGGAGGCCGAGCAGCGCCUGGCCGCCUGGGAGCACACCAGGCAGCAACUCCUCGCAGAGACAAGUGACCUAAAGAUGAAGGUGGCCGCCCUGGAGGGAGAGCUAAAACAGCAGCGGGAGUCCACGCAGGCCGUGGAGGCAAAGGCCCAGCAGCUGCUAGAGGAGGGCGAACGCAGGGCUGCGGCCGAGAGGCAGGUGCAGCGGCUGGAGGAGCAGGUGCAGCUGCUGGCGGCGCGGCUGGACGGGGCCAGUCAGCAGAUCCACUGGGCCAGCACAGAGCUGGACAAGGAGAAGGCGCGCGUCGACAGCAUGGUCCGCCACCAGGAGUCCCUGCAGGCCAAACAGCGAGCCCUACUACAGCAGCUGGACAGCCUGGACCAGGAGCGCGAGAUGCUGCGGGGCAGCCUGGAUGAGGCCGAGGUGCAGCGGGCCCAGGCCGAGGAGCAACUGCAAAGCCUGCAGAGUGACAGGGAGCAGGGCCAGUGCCAGCUCCAGGCCCAGCAGGAGCUGCUGCAGAGCCUGCAGCGGGAGAAGCAGGAGCUAGAGCAGACGGCCACGGACCUGCGGCUGACCAUCUCGGAGCUGGAGCAGGAGCUGGCGGCGCUGAAGGAGAGGGAGCAGCUGCUGGUGGCCUUUCCGGACCUGCACGGACCCAUGGAGUCCCAGAUCCAAAGCUCCGGCAACGUCACCGAGGACAUGGAGAGACAGGUGCAAGCCAACAGCGUCCGCGUCCGGGUCCUGCAGGAGGAAAACGAGCGGCUGCAGUCGAUGCUGUCCAGAAUCCACGAGGUGGCCCAGCAGGGGGGCCUCAAGCUGAUCCCACAGGACCAGCUCCGGUCCCCUCCCAGCAAGGGCUCCCAGCCCCCAAGAGCCUCCCCGGGGCCCCUGGGCAGGCGGCACUUCCCUGGCAGAACAGGCAGUGCAGGCAGGCCCCUGCCAGACCCGGCCCGAGCAUCCCCACCGCAGCAGCCCAGCAAGUCCUCCCUGGAGGAGGGGACCCACUCGGCCACCUGCGCCCAGAACCCCAUCCGGGCCUUGGCCAGGCUGAGGAGGAGACUCUCACCGGGCCAGAGCCAGGCCAGCUCUGCUCACCAGGCCCAGGAGCGGCCCACGUAGCCUGCAACAGGGGUGGGGCUGGAGGACAGGUGGCUGGUAACCCCUGCGAUAAUAAA